ACACCUGGUGUGCAUAGUUGGGAGAGUGGUACACCAUCCCACCACAGAAACGUUUUACAUUGUAUUCCUCUGUCUACACGCUCUGGGUAACGGCCGUCGGGAUUGCAUGUUCCACACUGGCAAAGCUGAACCAGAAUUUCCUAAUAUUUUCCUUGAAAUUUUCAUGAUCGCGGCGCGUUAGCAAUAAGAAACCCCGGUAAUGUUGACGGAAGUUCAGUUUCUCCAGAGUUGGCGGCUGCACUGCGAGUGAGAGUAUGCUGACCAGGCUGCGUGUCCGAGGAGAAACUGCAAAACGCGACUUCUGAGGGACAUUACGCGAAAGCUCGAGCGGCAACUUCAUCUCCAUCAUGGGCUUCAGCAACAGGCUGAUUUUGGGAGUGAUAGGGGCGGCUGUCGUCAUCACGUUAAUAACAAUCCCAGCAGUUUAUUAUAGCAGAUCCGGAGCCAGCAAAAGGCCAUUCACUCUUCAGGAUUACUUUAAUGACACCAUCAGAAAGAAAUCCUACAAUUUGUACUGGAUGUCUGAUAAAGAGUAUGUGCAUAAAGAAAGAGAUGGAAAUGUUUACCUUCACAAUGCUGAAACAAAGGACAAGUAUCUGUAUCUGAGCAAUGCAACAUUUAAAAAAGUGGAUGCCACGGAUUACUGGUUGUCAGGUGAUCAUAAAUAUAUUGCCUUCGAAAGCAAUUACACUAAGAACUUUAGACAUUCCUAUUCUGCCUCAUAUUCCAUCUAUGACAUGACGAAAUCAACAUUUGUAACACCAGCGAGCCUUCCACGCAUGGUGCAGUACUUUAGCUUUGCACCAGAAGGAAACCAAUAUGCAUAUGUCUCAAACUUCAAUAUUUUUUUAAACUCCAACGUAACUGCUGAGUCAGUGCAGCUGACACACAAUGGGAAAAAGAAUGAAAUCCUCAAUGGCAUUCCUGACUGGACAUAUGAGGAGGAAGUCUUUGCUUCAAACGGGGCAAUAUGGUGGUCCUCAACAGGAAGAUUUUUGGCUUAUGCACAGUUUAACGACACAGAAGUUCAAAAAGUGGAGUUCCCUUGGUACGGAUCAGAGCAAUAUCCUAAAACUGUGGCUAUUCCUUACCCAAAGGCUGGAUCAAACCUCACCAAAGUGAAGCUGUUUGUUGUUGACACCGCAAAUCCCACCCUCCAUUCACAGCUUGCUCUUCCUGCUUCCAUGGCUGCAAGUGAUCACAUUUUGUGCUCAGUGACCUGGGCAACAGAUGAACGCGUCGCUGUGCAAUGGCUCACAAGGAAACAGAAUCAUGUGGUUGUAGCCAUCUACGACUUUGAUGGGAGCAGCUGGAGAGAGAAAGAGAAAUUUGAGCAAACGAGCAAGACAGGUUGGAUUGGCCAUUAUAUGCCACUGCCUAUUUUCUUUGCUGAGGAUAAACUCAGUUUCUACAAAGUAAUGAGUGACACUCAAGGCUACAAACAUAUUCAUUACAUAAAAAAUGGCAAAGCCACACCAAUUACAUCUGGAAAAUGGGAAGUUAUUUACAUAUCAAAAUUAACCAAGGAUGCCAUAUAUUUUGUAAGUAAUCAACAUGAAAGAAACCCUGUCAAGAGAAAUCUUUACAAGAUUAUGCUUGGAAGCAGUCCCUCAACCCCCAUGUGCCUCACCUGUGGCUUACAUGAAGACAGGUGUCAGUACAACUCAGCUUACUUAAGCGUUGACGCCUCCUUCUACCGAAUGGACUGCUAUGGACCUGGAUUGCCCCUUUACACACUUAUGGACAACAGGGGCUCCGGUGCAGGAACAGAGCUAUCAAUUUUGGAAGACAAUAAGGAUCUGGAAAAUCUUCUGUCUGAAUUUCAAAUGCCAACAAUGAAAUAUGGCACUGUAAAGAUUGCAGGAUUUGAUAUGUGGUAUCAAAUGAUGUUGCCACCAGAUUUCCAGAAGUCCAAAAAAUAUCCUCUCCUUAUUGAUGUGUACGCUGGCCCCUGUAGUCAGAGUGUAAGCUAUCAGAACAAGCUUAACUGGGGAACGUACCUCUCCAGUUCACUCGGAAUCAUCGUAGCCAGUGUUGACGGAAGGGGAAGCGGUUAUCAGGGUGAUGAGAUAAUGCAUGCGAUCUACAGACAGCUCGGGACCUUUGAAGUGGAAGACCAAAUGUCAGCAGUGAGGAAAUUCAUCGACAUGGGUUUUAUUGACAAAGAUAGAAUUGCAAUAUGGGGCUGGUCAUAUGGUGGUUAUGUCGCCUCAAUGGCUUUGGGUGCUGGCACUGGACUCUUCAAGUGUGGGAUUGCUGUGGCCCCAGUAGCCAAGUGGGACUAUUAUGAUGCAGUUUACACUGAGCGCUACAUGGGCAAACCAUCAGAGAAUUCAGACUCUUACAAAAACUCCACAGUCACAUCAAGAGCAAAGAACUUUAAAAAGGUUGACUAUCUCCUUAUUCACGGCACAGCAGACGACAAUGUCCAUUUCCAGCAGGCUGCACAGAUUUCCAAAGCUCUGGUGGAAGAACUUGUGGAUUUUGAGGCAAUGUGGUAUACUGACAAGGAUCACUCUCUCAGUGGACAAGCCUAUCAUCAUACAUACACCCUCAUGAGUCACUUUCUGCAGAAAUGCCUCCUCAAUCCUGAAUAGAUGUGAAAAAGAGUCUUUAGCAUUUAUAAAGGAACGUUUUAAACAAUUGCCUUGUUUUACUUUUAACAACAUGUUGACCAGUCGGGUAAAUUUCAUGUUUCAUUGCUCAAAAAUUUGAGCCUUUUUGUUAUUAUUAAAAUAUGUGACUUUUAGAAAAGGCCAUUGCAUGCAUUUUGAAGUUUUGUCUUUUUUAUAUGAAUGUGAUAACUUACGUCACGCUGUGUUAUGCUGUGUCACGCUGCACUGUGGAGUGGUGUCUUUACUCUUGUAAUAUUGCAUUGAUGAAGAUACAAUAAAGAUUGUUUUAAGAUAUA
Gambusia affinis (western mosquitofish) is the source of this 2911-nucleotide messenger RNA. RefSeq names its product fibroblast activation protein, alpha. The coding region runs from base 348 to 2597 and encodes 749 amino acids. The record is from RefSeq and is a predicted model, not a curated record. NCBI's taxonomy places the organism in Eukaryota, Metazoa, Chordata, Actinopteri, Cyprinodontiformes, Poeciliidae. Gene Ontology annotation, molecular function: serine-type endopeptidase activity; dipeptidyl-peptidase activity. Gene Ontology annotation, biological process: proteolysis. The transcript has 27 exons.